GAGAUAAUUUUGGGGAGAGAGAGAGAGUGAGAGAGUCAACCAACCAUUUUCUGUAAUUUUUUGGUUGUAUGUAUAUGUAAGGCUUCGAAAUGUCCACACAUUGGCAUGUUAUCUUCACCUUUUUUCGUCUUCACUGUUCUCGGCGCAGAAACAAACUUUUUAAGCCGUUUCUAUCUCUCUCUCUUUUUCUGCCCUUGUAGGUCUCCUCUCUGAGCUCAUGGAGAAAGCUUUUUGCAAGUCAAGCAUGCAGAGACAGUGAUAACAGAAACCUUCUCAAUCCUAAACUAGGGUUUUCUUAAGGUAUUCCAGGGGAUUCUUUCUACCCACUUGGUAAGAGCGAGUACCCAAAAAGAUUCAGUGAGGGAAAGAGAGUUUUAGAGAGUGUGAGAGAGGCUCAGGGAGAUUUAGAGAGGGAAAGAGGGUUUAAGAGAGAGAGGGAUAGAGAAGGAAGCGCUAAGCAGCAUAAAAGAUUUUUGCUUGCCGCCUUUCUCUUUCUUUCUCUCAAGCUUUUCUGGAGAGGAAGUUGGAGACAUUUGGAUUUAUCCUCGUGUCUCCUCUGCCUCUCUAUUCUUUGAGUUUUCUUCUGUGUAUCAUUCAUUGGCGUGUGUAAACAUUGUGUUCAUAAGCAGUGGUUGGAGAUUUGCAGAAUAAAAGGAGAGAGAGUGAUUAAUAGAGAGAGAAACGAAAGGGCUUUAUUUCAUGAGUUUUGGGGGUUUUCUUGAUAGUAGCUCUGGUGUUGGUGGCGGUGCAAGAAUCUUUGCCGAUAUACCUUACAGCAACAGCGAUAACAGCAACAACAUGCCCACUGGUGCAAUUGCUCAGCCACGCCUUGUCUCUCACUCUAUAGCCAAGUCGAUGUUCAACCCACCUGGACUCUCACUCGCUCUUCAAACGAGUAUGGAGGGUCAAGGUGAUUUGACAAGAAUGCCUGAGACUUAUGAGUCUAAUAAUACUGGGAGAAGAAGCAGAGAUGAAGAGCACGAGAGCAGAUCUGGAAGUGAUAACAUGGAGGGUGCUUCCGGAGACGAUCUAGAUGCGGCCGACAAACCACCAAGAAAGAAGAGAUACCACCGACACACCCCACAGCAAAUCCAAGAACUCGAAUCGCUCUUCAAGGAGUGUCCUCAUCCAGAUGAAAAACAAAGGUUAGAGCUUAGCAGAAGGCUUUCUUUAGAGACCCGGCAAGUUAAGUUUUGGUUCCAAAAUCGGAGAACCCAGAUGAAGACUCAGCUCGAACGCCAUGAGAAUUCAAUACUUAGGCAAGAGAAUGAUAGGCUUCGAGCUGAAAAUAUGUCAAUCAGAGAGGCGAUGAGGAACCCUAUUUGCACCAACUGUGGUGGUCCAGCGAUAAUCGGUGACAUAUCCUUGGAAGAACAACACCUUAGGAUUGAGAAUGCACGGCUGAAAGAUGAGUUAGACCGGGUUUGCGCGCUUGCCGGGAAGUUUUUAGGCCGGCCCAUUUCGUCCAUGGCCAGUUCAAUAGGUCCUCCAAUGCCAAACUCAAGCUUGGAACUUGGAGUUGGUGGCAAUGGAUUUGUAGGAUUAAGUACAGUGGCAACGACAUUGCCUUUGGGGCCUUCUGAUUUUGGUGUUGGGAUUUCAAGUGCUUUGUCAGUGGUGCCUCCGGCGAGAGGAACAACCGGUGGGACGGGGAUCGAGAGAUCACUUGAGAGAUCUAUGUAUUUGGAGCUUGCUUUGGCUGCUAUGGAGGAAUUGGUUAAGGUGGCUCAGACUGACGAGCCUCUUUGGUUCAGGAGCUUGGAAGGGGGAAGAGAAAUGAUGAACCAUGAUGAGUAUUUGAGAAUAUUUAGUCCUUGUAUUGGCUUGAAACCUAAUGGCUUUGUUACCGAGGCUUCAAGGGAGACUGGUAUGGUAAUCAUCAAUAGUUUGGCUCUAGUGGAGACAUUAAUGGACUCUAAUAAAUGGGCGGAGAUGUUUCCUUGUAUGAUUGCUAGAACCUCUACUACAGAUGUGAUUUCUAGUGGAAUGGGGGGCACCAGGAAUGGUGCAUUGCAGCUGAUGCAUGCGGAACUCCAAGUCCUUUCGCCCUUGGUGCCUGUUCGCGAGGUCAAUUUCCUGCGCUUUUGCAAGCAGCACGCGGAGGGGGUGUGGGCUGUGGUUGAUGUUUCUAUCGAUACCAUCCGAGAACCUUCAGGUGCACCGGCGAUUCUGAGCUGCCGGAGGAUUCCUUCUGGCUGUGUGGUGCAAGAUAUGCCUAAUGGGUACUCCAAGGUUACGUGGGUGGAACAUGCUGAAUACGAUGAGAGUGCCGUUCACCAGCUCUACCGGCCCUUGAUCAGCGCUGGCAUGGGCUUUGGUGCCCAACGAUGGGUUGCAACUCUUCAACGCCAAUGUGAAUGCCUGGCCAUUCUAAUGUCCUCCGCCGUGCCAACAAGAGAUCACACUGCUAUAACUGCAAGUGGGAGAAGAAGCAUGCUGAAGCUAGCACAGCGCAUGACGGAUAACUUCUGUGCCGGGGUGUGUGCUUCAACAGUCCACAAAUGGAACAAGCUUUGUUCUGGCAAUGUGGAUGAAGAUGUUCGGGUCAUGACCCGAAAGAGCGUCGACGACCCCGGUGAACCACCGGGCAUCGUGUUGAGUGCUGCAACCUCAGUUUGGCUACCUGUGUCCCCUCAAAGGCUCUUUGAUUUUCUGCGUGAUGAACGGCUGAGAAGCGAGUGGGACAUUUUAUCCAACGGUGGUCCCAUGCAAGAAAUGGCCCAUAUUGCCAAAGGCCAAGAUCAUGGAAACUGCGUCUCCCUCCUCCGUGCCAGUGCUAUGAACUCGAACCAGAGUAGUAUGCUUAUACUCCAGGAGACAUGCAUAGACGCGGCGGGGUCGCUAGUGGUGUACGCGCCCGUUGACAUUCCGGCAAUGCACGUGGUGAUGAACGGUGGAGAUUCAGCUUACGUGGCACUCUUACCUUCAGGAUUUGCAAUCGUACCAGAUGGGCCAGGGUCUCGUGGGCCGGCCAGUAAUGGUCCUGCGAACGGGCCCAGCAGUAAUGGGGGCCCUUCAUCGGAUAGAAUCAGUGGGUCCCUCUUGACCGUGGCAUUUCAGAUUUUGGUGAACAGCCUCCCUACUGCCAAGCUCACCGUAGAAUCUGUGGAGACGGUCAACAAUCUCAUAUCAUGCACCGUCCAGAAGAUCAAAGCUGCCCUACAAUGUGAAAGCUGAUCUGGGUCACGUGAGUCUCACAGGAUUAAUAAUGUAACGAUGAAUUUACUAACUAGGGCAUGUUUGUUCCAAGUUUUUAAGGUUUUAAGGUUGUGUUGAUUUGUGCGUGGAGCAUAAAAUUCGCAAUUUGGGGGUGUUGAGUCAAGAACGAACCGCGCUGGAAACAACCCUUGCCAGGUGGUAAGAACAAGGGUGGACCACGGUGGUUCAAUGCCGGAGUAAUGUUCUUAACACAAUGCAAUGGUGGUGGUUCGGGUAUUGACUCGGGUUGACCCGUGAGUUGGCUCAAGAACUUGAACGAAAGCAUAGGGAGUUUCAAUGGUGACAAGUGAAGAAAAAUAUUAAUGAUGAAUAAUAGGGGUGUAUUUGUCACUAACUAAAUAUUUGAUUUGUUUUUAUCUUUGUUUGGACAAAUUGUAUGCUUCUGUCGGCAGCUUCCUCAAAAUUUUUAUGUCAACUUUGGUGGGUUUUGAUUUUGAUAUCUUUUAGUCUCUGUCACUAGUUUAAAUUUACUGCUUUGCCCUUGGCAUCCAUAACCUUUUUUGGCCAAGUUUGGAAGAAUUUAGGGGAAGGAGAUUGGAUGAAUUUUGAAG
Molecule: messenger RNA, 3770 nt
Organism: Ilex paraguariensis (yerba mate)
Lineage: Eukaryota; Viridiplantae; Streptophyta; Magnoliopsida; Aquifoliales; Aquifoliaceae
Source: the annotation of a GenBank genome assembly